Molecule: messenger RNA, 2204 nt
Organism: Oryza brachyantha (malo sina)
Lineage: Eukaryota; Viridiplantae; Streptophyta; Magnoliopsida; Poales; Poaceae
Product: heat shock cognate 70 kDa protein 2
Exons: 2
Coding region: 93-2042 (649 amino acids)
Biological process (GO): cellular response to unfolded protein; protein refolding
Cellular component (GO): cytoplasm
Molecular function (GO): misfolded protein binding; ATP binding; ATP-dependent protein folding chaperone
Source: RefSeq, a predicted model, not a curated record
GAAACCCUAGUCCUCCUCCUCCGCCGCCGCCGCUGCCGCAUCCACUCCUCCGCCGCCGGCGAGAAGGGGAAACCCAACCCUAGCGUGGAGGGAUGGCGGGGAAGGGCGAUGGGCCGGCAAUCGGCAUCGACCUCGGCACGACCUACUCGUGCGUCGGCGUGUGGCAGCACGACCGCGUCGAGAUCAUCGCCAACGACCAGGGGAACCGCACCACGCCCUCCUACGUCGGCUUCACCGACACCGAGCGCCUCAUCGGCGACGCCGCCAAGAACCAGGUCGCCAUGAACCCCAUCAACACCGUCUUCGAUGCCAAGCGUCUUAUUGGCCGGAGAUUUACUGAUACUUCUGUCCAGAGUGAUAUUAAGCUCUGGCCCUUCAAGGUCAUUCCUGGACCUGGUGACAAGCCAAUGAUUGUGGUCCAGUAUAAGGGUGAGGAGAAACAGUUUGCAGCUGAGGAGAUCUCUUCUAUGGUCCUCAUCAAGAUGCGUGAGAUUGCUGAAGCUUACCUUGGCACAACCAUUAAGAAUGCUGUUGUGACAGUUCCUGCUUACUUCAAUGACUCACAGAGGCAGGCCACCAAGGAUGCUGGUGUCAUUGCUGGCCUCAAUGUCAUGCGUAUCAUCAACGAGCCUACUGCUGCAGCUAUUGCCUAUGGUCUUGAUAAGAAGGCUUCCAGCGUUGGUGAGAAGAAUGUUCUCAUCUUUGACCUUGGUGGUGGUACCUUUGAUGUCUCCCUUCUCACCAUCGAGGAGGGUAUCUUUGAGGUCAAGGCCACAGCUGGUGACACACAUCUUGGUGGUGAGGACUUUGACAACAGAAUGGUGAACCACUUUGUUCAGGAGUUUAAGAGGAAGAAUAAGAAGGACAUCACUGGCAACCCAAGGGCUCUCCGGAGGCUGAGGACAGCUUGUGAGAGGGCGAAGAGGACACUCUCCUCGACUGCCCAGACCACAAUUGAGAUCGACUCCCUGUACGAGGGCAUUGAUUUCUACUCAACCAUCACCCGUGCCAGGUUUGAGGAGCUGAACAUGGACCUCUUCAGGAAGUGCAUGGAGCCUGUGGAGAAGUGUCUGAGGGAUGCCAAGAUGGACAAGAGCACCGUGCACGAUGUCGUCCUUGUUGGUGGCUCCACUAGGAUUCCCAGAGUGCAGCAGCUACUCCAGGACUUCUUCAACGGCAAGGAGCUCUGCAAGAACAUCAACCCUGAUGAGGCUGUCGCCUAUGGCGCUGCCGUCCAGGCUGCCAUCUUGAGCGGAGAGGGCAACGAGAAGGUCCAGGACCUCCUGCUGCUGGACGUCACCCCUCUCUCUCUCGGUCUGGAGACAGCCGGAGGAGUGAUGACGGUCUUGAUCCCCAGGAACACCACCAUCCCCACCAAGAAGGAGCAGGUGUUCUCCACGUACUCCGACAACCAGCCCGGCGUGCUGAUCCAGGUGUACGAGGGUGAAAGGACAAGGACCCGCGACAACAACCUCCUCGGCAAGUUCGAGCUCUCCGGCAUCCCUCCUGCUCCCAGGGGCGUGCCCCAGAUCACCGUCUGCUUCGACAUCGACGCGAACGGCAUCCUGAACGUGUCGGCGGAGGACAAGACGACGGGGCAGAAGAACAAGAUCACGAUCACCAACGACAAGGGGCGGCUGAGCAAGGAGGAGAUCGAGAAGAUGGUGCAGGACGCGGAGAAGUACAAGUCGGAGGACGAGGAGCACAAGAAGAAGGUGGAGUCGAAGAACUCGCUGGAGAACUACGCGUACAACAUGCGCAACACGAUCAAGGACGAGAAGAUCGCGUCGAAGCUGCCGGCGGCGGACAAGAAGAAGAUCGAGGACGCGGUGGAGGCGGCCAUCCAAUGGCUGGACGGCAACCAGCUGGCGGAGGCCGACGAGUUCGACGACAAGAUGAAGGAGCUUGAGAGCCUCUGCAACCCCAUCAUCGCCAAGAUGUACCAGGGCGCCGGAGCCGACAUGGGGGCCGGCGGCAUGGACGACGACGACGCCCCCUCCGGCGGCAGCGGCGCUGGCCCCAAGAUCGAGGAGGUCGACUAAGCUGGUUGUGGUUCCGUGUUGCUACGAGUUAUAAUCUACUACUGUUACGAUGGUUUUACAAUUCGGUGGUUAAAAUUUUGUAUGACGGUUGGGACAGUUCAUUGUAGCAAUGGUUGCUUGCUACGUGGAAGUAAUACUACCAUGUUAUGUUCAGUUUCGGUG